AGCGACUCGGAGCGAGUGCUUUCACAUCGUUCAGGAGACUAGACUCUGGAAAUUGGACGUGCAGGAGGCUGCAUUGCUCAAUUUUGUGCAAGAAGCUGAGCACGGAGCCGCCAGAACGCAUGCACGUUUGGAAGAAGGCAGGAAGGUCCUUAGAAGUUAGAUUGAUCGAACUUACAAAAGUUGAAAGAUCCUCAAACCCAAGCGUCAUAGUUUGAUUGCACUCAAGCAGUGUUCCAAAUCAAUGCUGAGUCCUAUCGUCUGCAGUAUUGAAAAGUAGCGCAGGUCCAGCAUUUGUUCCAUACAAAGCGGCAGAGCGUGUCCUAACGAGGUUCCAAUCAGAAGUUCAAGCUUUUUCCUGGAUGGGCCUAGAAUAGCUUGCAGUCUAGUUUGUUGAGCAUGUCACUCUUCCGGGUCCGCCUGGCUUCUUUCGCCGCAGGUUUCGCGGUGGCCGGGGGCCUGGCCAUCUACCAGCUUCAAAAGGAUCUAUGGGCAAGUCACAAAGUGUUGUCCGAACAGGCUGCUAAUUAUCAAGCCACUGUGGAGAAGCGACUAGCGAAACUGGAGGCAGGAAGCAAGUCACCACCUUCUGCUUUGUCUGAAGGUCUGGCAGAGUUGCGGUUUUCAGGCUCAAGUUUAGGCUCAGUGCAACCACAAGAGAUCAAACAGGAACAAGAAGCUUCGCAGACUUUCUCCACAGACUAAGGGAUCUAUUGUCAAGGUUUUGCUUCAUUCGAGUUCCAAGCUGGGAGCAGCAGUCAAUUCAGCAAGUCCACCCAAUUUGAUCGGAAGUGGUCGAGAAGCUAAAGCUUUUUGCUGUUCAAAUCCUUUUUGCAAUCUUGUCCUGUACGAAAGACAUCAUGCAGCAGAUUCACUAAUCUGCUUGCAAGACUCUCCCUAAUCCUGUUACGAGGAGUCUCAAUCACCCAACACCUCCUUGAAAGAUUCGAAGACGAUUCGAUCAUCAAUCGAUCAUCAAUCGAUCCGCUUCACGUGCUCCCAC
Klebsormidium nitens is the source of this 1000-nucleotide messenger RNA. NCBI's taxonomy places the organism in Eukaryota, Viridiplantae, Streptophyta, Klebsormidiophyceae, Klebsormidiales, Klebsormidiaceae. The record is from the annotation of a GenBank genome assembly.